Macadamia integrifolia is the source of this 1069-nucleotide messenger RNA. RefSeq names its product 17.8 kDa class I heat shock protein-like. Gene Ontology annotation, biological process: response to salt stress; protein complex oligomerization; response to heat. The record is from RefSeq and is a predicted model, not a curated record. The transcript has a single exon. The coding region runs from base 339 to 830 and encodes 163 amino acids. Lineage: Eukaryota; Viridiplantae; Streptophyta; Magnoliopsida; Proteales; Proteaceae.
UCCUCUUCUACGGUUCUGUUUUCUAGAAGAGCCUUCCAGAAUGUCAAAUCUUUUCUCGUAAAUAGUGAUGUUAAUCAUUAAUCAACCAUCACCAUCCCUUCCUGUUAAUUCCCUGUCAAACAAUUCCAAUCCAUCCCGAAGCUUCCACUUUACAAAAGCUUCAGAUGAGGAAUAAACCGACUCCAGAAUCUUCAAGAAACCCCACCUAACACCUAUAAAUAAUUGGUUCAUUGCAAAUCGUUGCAGUCAAAAAUCAAAAUACCCAAAAUUCUCCCUCUCAAUUUGGAGUGAUUUCUGUAAACUUGGCUCAGACAACUCUUUGGGAAGCAUAAAGUAAAAUGUCGUUCUUCCCAUCACUUUUCGACCCUUUCCAGAGCUUCUUCUCUGACAAUUCCGACCUUUUGGGCAUCUCCACCAACACAGAGAUCGAUUGGAAGGAAACCAAGCAUGCCCAUGUCUUCCAAGUGGAUCUUCCAGGCUUAACCAAGACCGACGUGAAGCUGGAGCUUCAUGAAGGGAGUGUUCUUCAGAUAACAGGGGAGAGGAACGAAGUCGAACCAGAGGAGAAGAACGAGAAGUGGCAUUGCAACGAGAAGUGGCAUUGCAAGGAGAGGACACUGGGCAAGUUCAUCCGACGAUUCCGUCUACCGAAGAACGUGAUGAUCGAUGAGAUAAAAGCUACGAUGGAGAACGGAGUACUUACAGUGACAGUGCCCAAGGAUGAAGAAGAGGUCAAGGAAUCAGAGCAGAGAACCGUCGAAAUCAGUGGUGAUGAUGAACACCAACGUACUCCGAAAGGACUUGGUCGAUUCGUGUGUUGCAAAGCUUGAUUUAAAUCCGAUGGAUGAUAUAUAGCAAAGAAGUGGUUUUGUGUUAAUGAAUCUGUGUUGGGGAUUUCAAUUCUUGGUUGGUUUUUGGGUUUUGGGGUUUUUGGCCGUGUAUAUUUGUUGGAGUUUCAACCUUAAGGGCUUUCAUGUAGAAAGGUGUGUUCUUAUGUAUAUGAACAUAUUCAUCCAUUUGUACAAGGGUUUUUGCUCUAUCAUAAAAAUUUGUCUUCACCUUUUUCUCA